AUGUUUGGCUUUGUGAACAAACGUAUCGAGCACUGGCUGGCAGAGCGAAAAUGCCGCAGGAACAGACUGGUGACCAAAGAUGGUCACUGCAACAUUGAAUUCGGAAAUAUCAUGUACAGCACACACUUAUCGUUCCUCGCUGACCUCUGGACCACCUCUGUGGAGAUCCGGUGGCGUUAUGUCCUCCUCCUCUUCACUGCCUCCUUCACCCUCACCUGGUUAAUUUUUGGCCUGCUGUGGUACUGGAUUGCCCUCAACAAUGGAGACCUGACGUGGCAAAACCCCCCAUCAAACCACAGUCCAUGUAUUAUAGGUGUCUAUGGACUCACCACAGCGUUCCUAUACUCCCUUGAAACCCAGACAACUAUUGGGUAUGGUGUCCGAGCACUCACCGAUCUUUGCCCAGGUGCUGUGGCCGUUGUCAUUAUCCAGGCCCUAUUCGGAGCCAUCAUCAACUGCUGCAUGUGUGGAGUCAUCCUGUCCAAAAUCUCUUUACCCAAAAAGAGGGCUAAGACCAUCUCAUUCAGUGACAUGGCUGUCAUCAGCCCCAAAAACGGUUUUCUUUCCCUGUCAAUCAGAGUGGCCAACCUACGCAAGACACUGAUGAUUGGAAGCCAUAUCUAUGGAAAGCUGCUGAGGACAACAAACAGAGCUGACGGGGAGACAAUCAUCAUGGACCAGGUGAACAUUGAUUUCAUAGUGGACGCCGGGAAGGACAACCUCUUCUUUGUCUGUCCUCUCACGCUUUACCACAUCAUUGACAAGAGCAGCCCCUUCUUCGAGAUGGCGGUAGAUACGCUCCACAAUCAAGAGUUUGAGCUGGUCGUCUUCCUAGACUGCACCGCAGAGACUACUAGCUCUGCCUGCCAGGUCCGGACCUCCUUUAUUCCUCAGGAGAUCAUGUGGGGCUACAACUUCUUGCCCAUCAUCUCCAGAAGCAAGGAGGGCAAGUACCGAGUAGAUUUCUCCAACUUCGCCAAGGUGGAGCCAGUGGCCACUGCACACUGUGCCUCAUGUUUCCACAACAUCAAGGGUCAUCAUCACUACUCCAGAGAUGGACAUGACAACCAGGGCUUUGAUAUGAUUGAAAUUAAUGAGCUUCCGAAUGUAACCAAGAUGUGA
Messenger RNA from Perca flavescens (yellow perch), 1122 nucleotides. It is a transcript of the gene kcnj1a.1, whose product is annotated as potassium inwardly rectifying channel subfamily J member 1a, tandem duplicate 1. Gene Ontology annotation, molecular function: ATP-activated inward rectifier potassium channel activity. Gene Ontology annotation, cellular component: plasma membrane. Bases 1 to 1122 code for a protein of 373 amino acids. The transcript has a single exon. Lineage: Eukaryota; Metazoa; Chordata; Actinopteri; Perciformes; Percidae. Gene Ontology annotation, biological process: potassium ion import across plasma membrane; regulation of monoatomic ion transmembrane transport. The record is from RefSeq and is a predicted model, not a curated record.